Molecule: messenger RNA, 3555 nt
Organism: Cyanidioschyzon merolae strain 10D
Lineage: Eukaryota; Rhodophyta; Bangiophyceae; Cyanidiales; Cyanidiaceae
Product: RNA polymerase II second largest subunit
Exons: 1
Coding region: 1-3555 (1184 amino acids)
Biological process (GO): DNA-templated transcription
Cellular component (GO): RNA polymerase II, core complex
Molecular function (GO): DNA binding; DNA-directed RNA polymerase activity; ribonucleoside binding
Source: RefSeq, a predicted model, not a curated record
AUGGCAAAGCCGCAGCGAGCAUCCGUUUCCGCAGAAGAUCAGCUCUCGGCCGAUGACAUCUGGGACGUUAUAUCUGCUCACUUUCGAGAGAAGGGUCUCGUAAAGCAGCAACUGGACUCGUUCAACGAGUUCAUAGGGAACGCGUGUCAAACAAUCGUAGACGAGACGCCGGAUAUUGUUCUUCGUCCCCAGCCGCAGCACGUGCCAGGCAAAAGAGCGCCUCCCGAGGGGACGAGGACCAUUAUUUCCUUUGGUCAGUUGAGCGCUGGAAAGCCAACUUUCACGGAGGUUGACGGCACGCCUACGGUGCUUUUCCCACACGAGGCGCGGUUGCGCAACCUGUCGUACUCGUCGCCGCUUUACGUGGAGGUCACGCGCAUCGACAUCGAAAUAGAUCCCGCUACCAAGGAGGAGCGCGAGUUUCGACAUCCAGCUCGCAAUCUCUACCUCGGUCGGGUUCCGAUGAUGUUGCACUCGGAUUUUUGCCAUCUGAAUGGCCUCACAGAGUACCAACUGCAGAACAUCGGCGAAUGCCCUUACGAUCAGGGAGGCUAUUUCAUCAUCAAUGGCUCGGAGAAAGCGCUGAUUGCCCAGGAGCGUAUGGGCAACAAUGCGGUCUACGUUUUCAAGCGAGCAUCAACGGCCCCGUACUCACAUGUGGCAGAGUGUCGAUCUGUUCUCGAUCGCGGCAAUAAGCCUGCGCGAACAACUCAGGUCAAAAUCACCCGCGGUGGCGUCAAAGGUCAGAGCGGUCAAUGCAUUAUGGUCAGCUUGCCGUAUAUCCGUGCCGAUAUUCCACUGGCGGUCGUCUUCCGCGCCCUGGGCCUCGAGUCUGAUCGGGAGAUAAUGGAACGUGUCAUUUACGACACCGAUGAUGAGGAAAUGCAGACGCUUUUGAUGCCAUCUCUGGAUAUGGGCUCAGUGAUUACUGAUCAAAACUUGGCUCUGGAUUUUAUUGGCAAGCGAGGCAAUUCUGUUGGUGCCACUCGCGACCGACGCAUUCGCUAUGCCCGUGAGGUUCUGCAGCUCGAGUUCCUGCCGCACAUCGGUAUCGGUGCGUACGAACCUGCCAAGGCCUGGUUUUUGGGGUACAUGACCCACCAGUUGUUGGCUACUGUUCUCGGGCGCCGCGAAGAAGAUGAUCGCGACCAUUACGGCCUGAAGCGGCUGGAUCUAGCGGGUCCAUUGCUCACGGGGCUCUUUCGUCAGCUGUUCCAAAAAGUCGUCAAGGAUGCGCGUUCGAUUCUGCAGCAUCAACUUGACAUGGGCAAGGAGUUGAAUAUUGCGUUAGCUGUGAAAGGUCGCACAAUAACUGACAACCUCAAAUACGCAAUCGCAACGGGUAACUGGCGUGCAGACCGCAAAGCAGCGGUUCGAACAGGUGUAUCACAGGUUCUGAAUCGCCUAACAUAUGCGGCCUCGUUAUCGCACCUGCGACGCUUGAACUCGCCCAUUGGACGAGAGGGCAAACUCGCGAAACCUCGCCAACUCCACAACACCCAGUGGGGCAUGAUUUGCCCAGCUGAGACCCCCGAGGGUCAGUCUUGUGGCCUCGUGAAAAACCUCGCGCUCAUGGCGUACAUCAGCGUCGGCACUCCCGUGGCAGAUAUCCUCGAGAUGCUGUACAACUUCGAGAUGGAGCCCCUGUACGAAGUAACCGCCGAACGAAUUAAGCGCCAAACAAAAGUUUUUCUGAACGGCUCCUGGGUGGGCAUUCAUCCACGACCCGAAGAGCUCGUCACCGCGCUGCGGGUGCUACGUCGAUCCGGUGAGAUCGCUGACGAGGUCAGCAUUGUGUUUGAUGUCAGCCACGGUGAGCUGCGUAUUGGAACAGACGCUGGACGCGUCUGCCGGCCACUAUUCAUCGUGGAUACGGAAACGAACUUGUUGCGGAUCCGCAAGCAACAUAUCGACCUGCUUCGAGACUAUGAAACCACCGGUUAUACCUUUUCGCGACUUGUUCGUGAAGGUCUGGUCGAAUAUCUCGACGUGAACGAGGAAGAGACCGUAAUGAUUGCCAUGGACCAAGAGCAUUUGGCGACGAGUGGCGACCACGCGACCUAUACGCAUAUGGAGAUCCAUCCUUCCAUGAUUUUCGGUGUCUGUGCGUCGAUUAUUCCUUUCCCGGAUCACAACCAGUCACCGCGUAACACCUAUCAAUCGGCCAUGGGCAAGCAAGCGAUGGGUAUGUACUUGACGAAUUAUAAUUUGCGUAUGGACACCAUGGCGCAUGUGCUGUAUUAUCCCCAGAAACCACUGGUAACGACGCGCGUUAUGGAACAUUUGCAGUUUCGCACGCUUCCCGCCGGUAUCAACGCUGUGGUGGCUAUUGCGUGCUACUCUGGUUACAAUCAGGAGGAUUCACUCAUCAUGAGCCAAGCUGCAGUGGAUCGCGGUCUCUUUCGCUCUGUCUAUUACAAGACCUUCAAAGAGGAGGAACAGAAGAAACUCUUCGGGCAGCAGGAAACGAUCAGCAAACCGGAUCCGGCGGUCACCCUGGGCAUGAAAGAAGCACACGCCUACUCAAAACUCGAAUCCGACGGCUUGAUCGGUGUGGGCGAACGUGUUCGCGGUGGUGAUGUGCUCGUGGGUAAAACCGCACCACUGGGAGCAUCCCGUGCCGCAGUCGACGCGGCUGAACAGGAAACGGCCUCAGGUAUGGCCGCCCUAAGUGGUAUGCGAACGCGCAAAGACUGCUCUCUGGUCAUGAAGCGCACCGAGCGAGGUGUUACCGACAAGGUGCUCAUCUGUACGGGAGAGGCGGGAACGCGAAUGGUGAAAGUGCGCGUUCGAACGGAGCUCAUCCCGCAAGUCGGGGACAAGUUUGCAUCCCGACACGGUCAGAAGGGCACCAUGGGCCUCUGCAUGCCCGAGGAGGAUCUUCCGUUCAACGUGGACGGUAUCCGGCCGGACAUUAUCAUGAACCCGCACGCUGUACCCAGUCGAAUGACGAUUGCACAUUUGAUUGAGGCGCUCCUGGGCAAAGUGUGUGCGCUCAGCGGGGUCGAGGGCGACGCAACUGCGUUCACACCAGUCACCGUCGACGCCAUUGGACGGGAGCUUGUUCGCCAUGGCUACGAUCCGCGCGGCUGGGAGCUGCUCUUCAACGGUCAAACGGGUCGCCCGAUGAAUGCGGCCAUCUUUAUGGGCGUGAACUACUACCAACGUCUCCGUCAUGUGGUCUACCAAAAAUUGGGAGCCCGUGCUCGCGGUGCCGUGCAGGUGCUUACGCGUCAGCCCGUUGAGGGCAAAAGUCGAGGCGGUGGCCUACGAAUCGGUGAGAUGGAGAAAGAUGUAUUUGUGGCGUACGGCGCCUCAGCAGUACUCAAAGAGCGCAUGUGCGACGUGAGCGAUAAGUAUCGCGUGCAUGUGUGCGAAAGGUGCGGCCUCAUUGCUAUCGCUGAUCUCCGACGCUCUAUUUUUGAAUGCCGGGGAUGUAAGAACAAGACGCGAAUUGCCGCCGUCGAGAUUCCGUAUGCCUGCAAACUACUGUUCCAGGAGCUCAUGUCCAUGGCUAUUGCUCCGCGGAUGGUGCUGACCGACCUCGGUGAAUAG